UCGUCCACCUAACUCAUAAAAUAAGAUAUUGAUUGAUUGAUUGAUUCACACAACUCAACUAACACACUCCUCGAUCAAUUUCUUCUGAAAUCAAAAAUAAAAUCCCCAACAAAUUCCCUCAGAUCUCCUCCAGUUGAUAUUUCUCUGUAAUUUCAACAUCCAACAAUUAGCAAAUGGAUAGAGAAUCCCCAUCAGACGAAGAAGAAGAUAAACAAACCCUAAUUCAUUCACACGAAAGAACUUCCAAAAACAUGAAUACCACAUCAACUUUCGAAAUUGGGGAUCUUCAGAACAAGGUUUUUCAUUCCGCCAGUAGCAUCCGAUUCAAUAAGAGGUAUUUGUUAGCGAUCUGUCUUCUUCCUGUUGUUUUAAUUCUUUAUUUUUCAAUUGAUGUUGGAAAUUUGUUUCGUAAUGUUACUAGUACUAGUAGUGAUUUGUCGAAUCGAAUGAGAGAAGCUGAGUUACGAGCUUUGUAUAUGUUAAGAGAACAACAAUUAGGGCUUUUACAUUUGUGGAAUCACACUACAUUGGUUCAUAAUGAUAAUAACACGGUUGCGGCGACGGCUAGAAAUGAGCUUGAAGAAUUUACAUCUGAGAUUUUGAAGCAGAUUAGAGUAAAUAAAGAGAUUCAACAAGCAUUGUUGUCGUCUCAUCGAGUAGGGAGUAAUUCGUCGGAGGAGGUGUUUGAUGGGAAUGUGCUAGGGGCGGGGUCUCGUGUUGGUAGGUGUAGGAAAGUGGAUUAUGGGUCGGAGAGAAGGGCGAUUGAGUGGAAACCCAAACCGAAUAAGUAUUUGUUUGCCAUAUGUGUGUCGGGACAAAUGUCGAAUCAUUUGAUUUGUUUAGAGAAACAUAUGUUUUUUGCUGCUUUAUUAGACAGGGUACUGGUGAUUCCGAGUUCGAAAGUCGAUUAUCUGUAUAGCCGGGUGUUGGAUAUUGAGCAUAUUAAUAAGUGCUUUGGGAGGAAAGUGGUGGUUUCCUUUGAAGAGUUUGCGGAAACGAAGAAGAAUCAUUUGCAUAUAGAUAGGUUUAUUUGUUACGUUUCGUUGCCUCAGCCUUGUUAUGUGGAUGAUGAGCGUAUCAAGAAGUUGAAAGGAUUGGGGUUGUCUAUGGGGAAGCUUGAAACUGCUUGGGUUGAUGAGGAUAUUAAGAAACCGAAUAAAAAGGUUGUUGGAGAUAUUACAGCCAAGUUCUCUUCUAAUGAUGAUGUGCUUGCAAUAGGAGACGUAUUUUAUGCUGAUGUGGAAGAAAAGUGGGUAAUGCAGCCUGGUGGUCCGCUUGCUCACAGCUGCAAGACAUUGAUUGAACCAAGUAAGCUUAUUAUGCUUACAGCUCAGCGUUUUAUCCAGACUUUCUUGGGGAAGAACUUCAUUGCUCUUCAUUUCCGUCGACAUGGAUUCCUGAAGUUCUGCAAUGCUAAAACUCCGAGUUGCUUCUUCCCCAUUCCUCAAGCAGCGGAUUGUAUUACACGAGUGGCCGAGAGAGCUGCUGCACCAGUCAUUUAUCUUUCAACAGAUGCAGCAGCAAGUGAAACUGAUCUUCUUCAGUCACUAAUUGUGGUGAAUGGGAAGGCUGUUCCACUUGUCAAGCGACCAGCUCGAAAUAUUGCUGAGAAAUGGGAUGCUUUACUAUACAGGCAUGGCAUAGAAGGAGAUAGUCAGGUUGAAGCAAUGCUGGAUAAGACAAUUUGUGCUAUGGCUUCUGCCUUCAUUGGGGCAUCAGGGUCGACAUUCACCGAGGACAUAUUAAGGCUUCGGAAAGAUUGGGGGUCUGCAUCAGUUUGUGAUGAAUAUCUUUGCCACGACGAGCUACCAAACUUCAUAGCAGACAAUGAAUAAGGAAGAAGUAAUAUAGUUUGCAACUGAGUUUAAUUGUCAGAAGAUUGGUCUUUGUAUUCUUUAUGUUCCUCAUUCUAGAAGGAGAAAUGAGACGGAGAAGUUCUGAAGAUGGCUGAUGGUUUUCGCUUGCAGAUCACAGUGCAAUUUGGAUGUACCUUUUUUUUUGUGUGUAUAACUGUAAAAACACUGUAAUCUACGCACUGGAAAACCGGUUGUUGUCGAUAGGAGUCUUAUCUCAUUCACUCUCCAUGUAAUGCUCUGAUCAUUUAUUUACCUCUGUUGUAUGUAACGUGAUCGACUGGUCGAAGGCCAUUACUGCUA
This is a messenger RNA of Papaver somniferum (opium poppy), 2156 nucleotides long. RefSeq names its product O-fucosyltransferase 36-like. The record is from RefSeq and is a predicted model, not a curated record. Lineage: Eukaryota; Viridiplantae; Streptophyta; Magnoliopsida; Ranunculales; Papaveraceae. Gene Ontology annotation, biological process: protein O-linked glycosylation via fucose. Bases 174 to 1835 code for a protein of 553 amino acids. The transcript is spliced from 3 exons. Gene Ontology annotation, molecular function: peptide-O-fucosyltransferase activity.